Schistosoma rodhaini is the source of this 3504-nucleotide messenger RNA. The record is from the annotation of a GenBank genome assembly. NCBI's taxonomy places the organism in Eukaryota, Metazoa, Platyhelminthes, Trematoda, Strigeidida, Schistosomatidae.
GCCAAGAGAAAUUGAAGCGUUGAAACGAUUAUGGCGAAAAGACGAAAAAUGUCAGCCAACAGAAGAGAAACAGAAUAAAAACACGAGUUGUCUGAUUUUUCAAAUACGAAUAAAUUGUUUAUUAAAAAUGUUCAAAUAAUUGAUGUUUAGUUGCUGUGUCAUAAAUAAAUCCAUACGUUACUGCCGCCUAAUUCUUCAGAUAGCGCGUGUUUGAAGAUGUACAUUCAUCACUGAUCUGUUCUCUUCACUUUCUCCUCUUGUAGUGGAUGGCAGAGAUUGACUUUUUGUCUGCUGAACUUGAAAAUGAUGAUGAGUGUAGAGACGAUGAAACAGACAGACUCAACCUAUCGUCCCCGGGGAAAAAUAGUACCAAGUCUCCAGAUCAAUUGGUUGGUCAUAUUUCCUAUUCUUACUUUUUGUGACAGUCAAAGGAGUUAAUUUGUUCGGAGAAAAAAGAAGAGAUAACGACUCAAGAAACUGUCGAGAUAUGUCAGAAGACAGUCAAUCCGAACAAUCGUGUUAAUGCUGAAAACUUUAAAAUUCAACGUGUUAUUGGCAAAGGAGGCUACGGAAAGGUUCGUGGAGCUUCUCUGCCUUAGUGUGCAGGUUUUUCUAGUUCAGAAGGUUGAUGGCGUUGAUCAAGGAAAACUGUACGCCAUGAAGGUUUUAAAGAAGGCCAGGCUAGUGUGCAAUGAAAAAGAUAAGGCACACACUGUUUCUGAAAGGAAUAUCCUUGAAAUGUUACAGGUACCGGUUUCAUUUGUUUACUAGUCUUAGCACCCUUUUCUGGUGAAACUUCAUUAUGCUUUUCAAAAUCACUCCAACUUGUAUAUUGUGUUAGAAUAUUGCCACGGAGGGGAGCUGUUUAACUACUUGGAACGUGAAGGAGCUUUGUUAGAAAAUGCUGCGUGUUUUUACGCUUCUGAAAUUGUUCUAGCCAUUGGACAUCUGCAUUCGUUGGGUAUAAUCUAUAGGGAUUUAAAGUCCGAAAACGUGUUGUUGGACCGCCAGGGUCACGUGAAGCUUACUGACUUCGGGCUCUCAAAAGAGGGUGUAUGCACUACCAAUACAUUCUGUGGAACGAUUGAGUAUAUGGCCCCUGAAAUAAUCCGAUGUGAGGGUCAUGGAAAAGCAGUAGACUGGUGGAGUCUUGGAACUUUAAUCUACGAUAUGCUAUCUGGAACGCCACCAUUUAGCCAAGAGGAAAGUCGUGAAGCUACUACACGCAAAAUACUCACAGCCCCUUUAAAAUUUCCACCAUCAUUCUCAUCCGAAGUUAUCAGUCUCAUACGUGGCUUGUUAAAACGUGACCCAAAUGAAAGACUAGGAAGCAAAGAAGAUAUGGAGGAAAUCAAACGACAAAAAUUUUUCAAACGACAUGAAAUAAAUUGGUCUGAUGUCUAUAACCGACGUUUAAAACCACCUUUCCGCCCUAAACUAACUGCUGAGAAUGAUGUAUCGAUGUUUGACCCAUCGUUUACCCGUUUACAGCCAGUUGUUAGUCCGGUCGAUGGUGGUGCAUCCAUUCCUCCGGAUAUGUUCCAGGGCUUUUCAUAUGUGGCACCAAGUGUCUGUGAGGAUAGUUUACGAGAUAAUUGGACAGAUAACUUACCAAGUCGUCAUCGAAGACAUGGUUUACGUGGUGCCAUGUCUGCUGGACGUUUAAGACGUAUUGGUUUCGGUCAUUUGAAUGCACCAAAUCGAAUUCCUGAGGAUAUUGUUGUUCAUAAUAUUCCAUUACAAAUUCAACCGGAACUAAAUGAUUUCCAUGAUUUUAGUGCAGACUAUCGGCAAAAACCUGUAAUUCAUCAAUUGUCUAAUCAUGUAUUAACUCAAGGAAGUACAAAUGAUAAACGUACUACUGUUCACUUACCUGAUCAUCAUCAACAACAACAAUGCGAUUCAAAUGAUACUCAACAGCUGCACAAAAUGUUGUCAGGAAAAUCAACUCAGAUAAUCAAGUCGAAUGGUACUACAAAUGGUAAUAAUGUUAUUAAAAAAGAAAAGGAACUAGAUGAGCAGGAAGACGAUAAUGACGAUGAUGAAAUAGCUGCCGAAGAAGAAGACAAUGUUCCAGGAGCAAAACAAAUACAACCAAUUAGUACUCCAAAAUAUCUACCACUUUGUAAAUAUGAAUCUAAAAGCAAUGAUAUAAUGACUAAUAUCGAUACUAACAGUAUUCAUCCAAUCACAAAACCAUCUAAUAGGAAUCCUACAAAAUAUGCACCUUUCAGUGGUUCACUUCAAUGUCAUCCAGAAUUACAUACAAAUACAAAAAUGAUCCAUUCACGUUUAAUGUAUAAUUGUCAGACUGGAUCAUUUCCACAUAAUACUACUACUACUACUAAUAAAUUAGGACAUGCUACGACAUCACAUCUCCCUGGAAUACAAACUGGACCACGUAUCACUACACCGUUACAACGUCGUAGUCCAAAUUGUGCAACAACCCUACAUUCAGAUGUUCCUAUUACUCAUACUACUGUAACAACAGGUACAAGUACUUCAACAAAUGCUAAAUGUACUAUUAUGUAAUAUUGUACAGUUUCGCUCUUUCUAUCCUACAAUACUGUGAUUCUUAUGUAAAGUAUCAAAAUAGAUUUAUAUUCUUCUUUAAAGUUCAUCCAACAUCCAACUCAUCCACCAUUCAUUGACAAUAGAUAUUCAAUGAAAAAUUCAUUUCAUCUUCAAGUUCCUUGUCCAUAUGUUUAUCUUCUCCAUUUCUUGGUUUCCUUUUGUUUUGUCUAAUAUGGAAAAAUGAUAAAUGAUCGAAAUAUACCAUACUGUUUACUUCUUGGAAAACGUCAUGAAUACAUAAAGUAAAACAACAUACAUGUUAUAAGUCCAUAUAUAAAUGAUUUUGACACAUCUCCCUUUCUUCCUUCCUUCCCCCCUCUUUCCUCGUUCUCUCUCUCGCCCUCUCUCCACGCACACACACAGCUUGUUUAUACAUGUAUAUAAAACCAUCAGUGUUAAUUAUGAUCUUUCAUUCUAAACAUUCCUAACAUUUUAUACGAAUACUUUCUAUAUUAAUACUAUUCUAUCUUUGUUGUUCAUUUCUUAGUUCUUUAUUGCUUGACUACUUUAUAUCCAUCCAAUUGGUUGACUAUCAUCACCCACCGAUCCCCUUUUUUUCGGUUCACAUUGUUCUGACAUAGCGUCUUCACACUAAUCAUAGCAGCCAUAUAUUUUAUACCAGAAAUAUGUCUUGUAUUAAAUGUUUAUCAAAUUCCAGGACAUUUGGUCCUCAGAACGCUAUCAAUCUUGUUUUUUUAUCGAUUGUGUGACCUUUCUUGAGUGAAGGUUGAGCUGGGUAAACGACGUUAGAAGUGAGCAGUUUAUUCAAAUAUACAUUACGUAAUUGUUUUUUUGUCUUCAGUCAUUGACUUAAUGAGUUACAUUUGUCUUUGCCUUCCUUUAAUAUUCUGUUCAUAUGAAAAUUUAUGAUAUAAUAAUAUUAAGACAAGCGGUAUUGUCAAUAUGUAUAUAUAGUCUGUCUUUACAAUU